This is a messenger RNA of Pestalotiopsis fici W106-1, 945 nucleotides long. RefSeq names its product ADP/ATP carrier protein. The coding region runs from base 1 to 945 and encodes 314 amino acids. Lineage: Eukaryota; Fungi; Ascomycota; Sordariomycetes; Amphisphaeriales; Sporocadaceae. Gene Ontology annotation, biological process: mitochondrial ADP transmembrane transport; mitochondrial ATP transmembrane transport. The transcript is spliced from 5 exons. Gene Ontology annotation, cellular component: mitochondrial inner membrane. The record is from RefSeq and is a predicted model, not a curated record. Gene Ontology annotation, molecular function: ATP:ADP antiporter activity.
AUGUCGCAAGAAAAGCCUACCGUUCUGGGCAUGCCGCCCUUCGUGGCUGACUUCUUGAUGGGUGGUGUCUCCGCCGCCGUCUCGAAGACUGCUGCCGCUCCCAUUGAGCGUGUCAAGCUCCUUAUCCAGAACCAGGAUGAGAUGCUUAAGGUCGGUCGUCUCGACCGCAAGUACGACGGUAUCGUCGAGUGCUUCAGCAGAACCGCCAAGGCCGAGGGUGUCAUGUCCCUGUGGCGUGGUAACACUGCCAACGUCAUCCGUUACUUCCCUACCCAGGCCCUGAACUUCGCUUUCCGUGACAAGUUCAAGGCUAUGUUCGGUUACAAGAAGGACAAGGACGGUUACGCCAAGUGGAUGGCCGGUAACCUGGCUUCCGGUGGUGCUGCUGGUGCCACUUCCCUGCUCUUCGUCUACUCCCUCGAUUACGCCCGUACCCGUCUGGCCAACGACGCCAAGAACGCCAAGGGUGGUGGUGACCGUCAGUUCAACGGUCUCGUCGAUGUCUACCGCAAGACUCUUGCCUCUGACGGUAUUGCUGGUCUGUACCGUGGUUUCGCUCCUUCCGUCGCUGGUAUCGUUGUCUACCGUGGUCUGUACUUCGGUAUGUACGACUCGCUGAAGCCCGUCGUCCUGGUCGGUCCUCUCGCAAACAACUUCUUGGCCUCUUUCGCUCUUGGUUGGGGUGUCACCACCGGUGCCGGUAUCGCUUCCUACCCUCUUGACACUAUCCGUCGUCGUAUGAUGAUGACCUCUGGUGAGGCCGUCAAGUACAACGGUACUCUCGAUGCUGCCCGCCAGAUUGUCGCCAAGGAGGGUAUCAAGUCGCUCUUCAAGGGUGCUGGUGCCAACAUCCUCCGUGGUGUCGCCGGUGCUGGUGUCCUGUCGAUCUACGAUCAGCUCCAGGUCAUCCUCUUCGGCAAGGCCUUCAAGGGUGGCUCUGGCUAA